Neopelma chrysocephalum (saffron-crested tyrant-manakin) is the source of this 1139-nucleotide messenger RNA. Its product is annotated as predicted GPI-anchored protein 58. The transcript is spliced from 3 exons. Lineage: Eukaryota; Metazoa; Chordata; Aves; Passeriformes; Pipridae. The record is from RefSeq and is a predicted model, not a curated record. The coding region runs from base 1 to 942 and encodes 313 amino acids.
AUGCACAUGUGUGUGCGCACCUUGCGUCGGUGCGGGUCCCGUUGCCGGUGCCGGUGCGGUGCCGGUGCGGUGCCGGUGCGGUGCCGGUGCGGGGCGGCGGCGGCUCCUUUAAGGGCGGCGGGGCCGGUGCAGCCGCGACUCCGCCCCGGCGGGCGCGCGCGGGCGCGGGCGGGGCGCAGGCGGCGGCGCGGGGCGCUGCGGGCACCGGCACCGGCACCGGGGGAUACGGGGGGGCAGCGGCCAUGGGCCUUCCACCCGCCCGCCAGGCCGCGCAGCCGCUGCUCCUGCUGCUGCUGCUGCUGCCGCCGCCCGCACCGGGACCCGCCACCGGCAUCGCCAUCGCCACCGGCAUCGGCUCCGCCGCCGGCAUCGCCACCGGCACCGGCAUCGCCACCGGGACUGGCAUCGGCUCCGCCACCGGGACCGGCAUCGGCUUCGCCACCGGGACCGGGACCGGCACCGGCAGCCGGAGCGGCACCGGGAUCCGCCUCCGCCUUCCCGACGCGCUCCCGGCGCCACUCCAGUCUCGCCGCGGCGGCACCGGGGACAGCGGCGGCACCGGGGACAGCGGCGGCUCCGCGCGGCCCCCGCCGAGCGAUGGGACCGCACCGACCACCGGCAGGGACGGCGGCGGCGUUUGGGGGUCCCGAGGCACCGGCGGCACCGGCGGCACCGCGGGCGUCAGAGGCACCGCGAGCACCGGCGUCACUGGAGCCACCAGGAAUGCUGGAGACACCAGGAGCCCUGGAGGCGCUGGGGACGCUGGAGGCGUCAGGGACGCUCCUGGAGGCACCGGGGAUACCGGAGGCGCAGGGGAUACUGGAGGAACUGGAGACACUGGGAGCACCCAUGUCCCCAGGGACAGCGGGAGCGCCGUGGAUACCGGACACAUCGGGAACACCAGCGUCCUCCCGGACAGCAGGAGCGCCGGGGCCGUACUGAGCACUGGGGGGGCUGGGGGCACUGGGGGCACCGCAGUCCUCAGGGACACCAGGGAUACUGGAUGCACUGGGGAGACUGGGAGAGACACUGGAAGCACUGGGAAAGUCCCCAGGAACAGCAGGGACACUGGACAUAAUGGGGAGACUGGCAAAGUCCCCAGGGACACUGAGAGCACCAGGGAAGUCCCCAGGGACACC